CGAGAAGAGGCGAUCAGAAUGGCUGUUAGGGGUUCAAUCCUAGUGGUUCUCCUUGUAAUCUUCUCCUCCACUUUAGCAGCGAUUGCCGGACUUCACAGCCACGACAAUCACAACCCAAAUGCCUCCACUCUCGCCGGCAUACAACUGCCGGAGCACAUGAGCUUCAACGCCAUCUCAUCCUCCUCCUCAUCCCACACUGGCUGCAGCCUCAGCAGCUCUAAAAGAACAAACCAAUCAGAUUCAGCCAUGGAAGAUGUUGGCGACUCUGACGACGACGAAGCCGCACCCGAAUUGAACCCUCAUAAACAAACUAUGAAGCUCCAUCUACGGCACAGAUCACAGAACAAACAAUCCGAAAGAAAAAGCUCCGUGAUCGAGUCCACAGUCCGAGACCUCAUCAGAAUUCAAACCCUCCACACAAGAAUCGUCGAGAAAAAGAACCAGAACACAAUUUCAAGGCUGCAGAAAGACAAGAAGUCGAAGCCCUACGAAUCAAAUCCGGUUGUGGCCCCUGCAGCCUCACCGGAGUCUUACACCAACGAGCUUUCAGGGCAGCUUCAGGCCACGUUGAAGUCUGGUGUCAGCCUCGGCUCCGGCGAGUACUUCAUGGAUGUUUUCAUCGGUACACCCCCUAAACACUUCUCUUUAAUUCUCGACACUGGCAGUGACCUUAACUGGGUCCAAUGCGCGCCGUGCCACGACUGUUUCGAGCAGCAGGGCCCGCAUUACGACCCGAAAGACUCAACUUCUUUUCUUGACAUUAGCUGCAAGGAUCCGCGGUGUCGAUUGGUUUCGUCCCCGGAUCCUGCACAGCCCUGCAAGUCCGAAAAUCAAACGUGCCCGUAUUUCUACUGGUACGGAGACAGCUCCAACACUACCGGCGAUUUCUCCCUCGAAACCUUUACUGUGAACCUCACGUCACCGAACAAGGCGGGGUUCAAGAGGGUGGAGAAUGUGAUGUUCGGAUGCGGACAUUGGAACAGAGGACUAUUUCAUGGGGCUGCAGGGUUGCUAGGGCUUGGCAGAGGCCCUCUUUCCUUUGCAUCUCAGCUCCAAUCGCUGUACGGACAUUCGUUUUCCUACUGCCUUGUGGAUCGAAACAGCGACGCGAAUGUCAGCAGCAAGUUGAUUUUCGGGGAGGACAAGAACCUCUUGAGCCACCCGAAACUGAGCUACACUUCCUUGGUGGGAGGGAAAGAAAACCCUGCUGAUACAUUCUACUAUGUCGAGAUAAAAUCCGUCAUGGUCGGCGGAGAAGCGGUGGACAUACCGGCUGAGACUUGGAAAUUGGCGCCGGAGGGUGCCGGCGGGACAAUCAUUGAUUCCGGCACCACGUUGAGUUACUUUGCCGAUCCUGCUUACCAAAUGAUCAAGGAGGCAUUUGAGAAAAAGGUUAAAGGGUAUCCAGUUGUGAACGACUUUCCAAUUUUGAAACCUUGUUACAAUGUGUCAGGUGUUGAGAAAAUAGAGCUGCCGGAGUUCGCAAUUGUAUUUGCGGAUGGAGCUGUGUGGGAUUUCCCAGUAGAGAACUACUUCAUCCAGAUCGAACCGCAGGAAAUGGUCUGCCUGGCGGUGUUGGGGACUCCAAAAUCCAGCCUUUCGAUCAUCGGAAACUAUCAGCAGCAGAAUUUUCAUAUCCUCUAUGACACAAAGAAGUCCAGGCUAGGAUAUGCACCCAUGAAAUGUGCUGAUGUUUAGAAGCUGGAGAAAAAUUGUACACAUUUUUUUUCCUUCUUUUUUUGAGUUUUUCCUUCUGAAAAGGGUCAGAGGUGACAUACAGAAAUUAGAUUAAUUGUUUUUUCUUUCUUUUCAUUUUUCAUUUUUUUUGAAGUUUCAAGUGAUUACAUAUUGAUAGCCACAAAGGGUCAUAAUCUUUACUCAAAAAACAAGAAAUAUUAAUGCUUUUUUUGCAUA
Pyrus x bretschneideri (Chinese white pear) is the source of this 1914-nucleotide messenger RNA. RefSeq names its product aspartyl protease family protein 2-like. Gene Ontology annotation, molecular function: aspartic-type endopeptidase activity. NCBI's taxonomy places the organism in Eukaryota, Viridiplantae, Streptophyta, Magnoliopsida, Rosales, Rosaceae. Gene Ontology annotation, biological process: proteolysis. Bases 19 to 1698 code for a protein of 559 amino acids. The record is from RefSeq and is a predicted model, not a curated record. The transcript has a single exon.